Molecule: messenger RNA, 2115 nt
Organism: Bactrocera tryoni
Lineage: Eukaryota; Metazoa; Arthropoda; Insecta; Diptera; Tephritidae
Gene: Ance
Product: angiotensin-converting enzyme
Exons: 9
Coding region: 123-1976 (617 amino acids)
Biological process (GO): proteolysis
Cellular component (GO): plasma membrane
Molecular function (GO): peptidyl-dipeptidase activity; metallopeptidase activity
Source: RefSeq, a predicted model, not a curated record
GCUCAGCAAAUUAGUUUACGUGCCGCGCUCUUCCAGCGCGCGAGUUUCUUGCUAAAAGUUGGUGAUAUUGAAAAUUAGUGGUAAAAACUUUUGUAAAAAAUCUCUAAAAAAAACUACGCACCAUGAAAAUUUUGAUCGUCGUGCUUUUUGCCACAUUAGCGCUGCAGAAUGCGGUGGCCAGUGUAAAAGAGGAGAUUACGGCCACUGAGUAUAUUGAGAAUCUGAACAAAGAGAUUGCACGUCGCACUAACUUAGAGACGGAAGCCAGCUGGGCCUAUGCAUCUAACAUCAAUGCGGAGAAUGAGCGCAAGAAGAAUGAAGUCUCCGCCGAGGUGGCCAAAUUCAUGAAGGAGGUCUCCACAGAUUUACAGAAAUUCAAUUGGCAAUCCUUUAAAUCGGAAAGUUUGCGCCGUCAAUUCAAAAUGCUCACCAAACUCGGUUAUGCGGCACUCAGCGAGGCUGACUACGCUGAAUAUUUGGAUGUGAUGUCCACUAUGGAGUCAAACUUCGCUAAAGUACGUGUUUGCGACUAUAAAAAUGCCACCAAAUGCGAUCUCUCUUUGGAUCCUGAAAUCGAAGAUAUCAUUACCACCAGCCGUGACCCAGAAGAGCUGAAGUAUUAUUGGCGUGAAUUUUACGAUAAAGCCGGUACUGCUGUGCGCACUCCUUUCGAGAAAUAUGUGGAACUGAAUACGAAAGCAGCCAAGUUAAAUAAUUUCAAAUCUGGCGCUGAAUUGUGGCUGGAUGAGUAUGAGGAUGACAGCAUUGAAAAGCAGCUCGAAGACAUUUUCGAUGAACUGCGUCCACUCUAUCAGCAAAUUCAUGGCUACGUGCGUUAUCGUCUGCGUCAACACUAUGGCGAUGCUGUGGUGUCGGAAAAGGGACCGAUUCCCAUGCAUUUGUUGGGCAAUAUGUGGGCUCAACAAUGGUCCAGUGUGGCCGAUAUUGUCUCGCCAUUCCCCGAUAAGCCGCUUAUUGAUGUCACCAAUGAGAUGGUUGCACAAGGUUACACACCACUGAAAAUGUUCCAACUGGGUGAUGAUUUCUUCCAAUCAAUGAAUUUGACCAAACUGCCACAAGAUUUCUGGGAUAAAAGUAUUUUGGUAAAGCCUGAUGAUGGACGCGAUUUGAUUUGCCAUGCCAGCGCUUGGGAUUUCUACAUCAUCGAUGAUGUGCGCAUUAAGCAGUGCACCCGUGUGACGAUGGAUCAAUUCUUCACCGUUCACCACGAAUUGGGACACAUCCAAUACUUCUUGCAAUAUCAGCAUUUGCCUUUCAUCUAUCGCGCUGGUGCUAACCCCGGUUUCCAUGAAGCUGUCGGUGAUGUGCUCUCACUUUCAGUCUCUACACCAAAACAUUUGGAGCGUGUUGGUCUACUGAAGAACUACCAACGCGAUGAUGAGGCGCGCAUCAAACAAUUGUUCUUGGCUGCUCUGGAUAAGAUCGUCUUCCUGCCUUUCGCCUUUACUAUGGAUAAAUACCGUUGGGCAUUGUUCCGUGGCGAAGUGGAUAAGAAGGAUUGGAACUGUGCUUUCUGGAAGUUGCGUGAGGAAUACUCUGGCAUUGAACCACCAGUAGUUCGUUCUGAAAAAGAUUUUGAUGCGCCAGCUAAAUAUCACGUGUCCGCCGACGUCGAGUACUUGAGAUAUUUGGUUUCGUUCAUCAUACAAUUCCAAUUCUACAAGUCCGCUUGCAUCAAGGCUGGUCAAUAUGAUCCUACCAAUCCGGAAUUGCCGUUGGACAACUGUGAUAUUUAUGGCAGUUUUGAAGCAGGUCAAGCCUUCAAAAAUAUGCUCUCAUUGGGUGCCUCUAAGCCUUGGCCCGAUGUAUUGGAGGCCUUCAAUGGUGAACGUACAAUGACUGGCAAAGCUAUCGCUGAGUAUUUCGAACCUCUCCGUGUAUGGUUGGAGGCAGAGAACAAGAAGAACAAUGUGCCCAUUGGCUGGACGACAUCUGACAAAUGUGUUUCCUCGUAAAACCGACGUGGUCUCAACAAGUUGAUGCAAAGAAACUUUUGCUUUUUUGGCGUUCAGUUUGAGUAUUAAACAAUUUAAUUUUCCUUAAAUUUUUGUAAAAUUUAUUUCUACAAAAAUUCAGUAUUAAAAUUAAUAAAUA